Cylicocyclus nassatus is the source of this 3133-nucleotide messenger RNA. NCBI's taxonomy places the organism in Eukaryota, Metazoa, Nematoda, Chromadorea, Rhabditida, Strongylidae. The record is from the annotation of a GenBank genome assembly.
GAGACGUGCACUGAUGAAAUCGUUUGAAGAUGCACCGUGUAAAAGUCUAUAAAAGCUUCCGACGGUUAUGUACAAGAACAAAAAGUGCGUUCGAUUUGGAUGCUGUUACGAAGGAUUUCGCGAAGAUUACUGAAUGGGCUGCUGCCAACUAUGCAAAUUCUGGUAAAACGUUUCGUAUGGUCUUACCGCCACCAAAUGUUACGGGGAAGUUGCAUCUCGGUCACGCAAUGACUGUAACAAUAGAGGAUACGUUGUGUAGACAUCACCGGAUAAAAGGAGGCGUAGCCCAUUGGAUUCCUGGAUUUGAUCAUGCGGGCAUUGCUACGCAGUCUGUUGUUGAACGAGAACUUUGGAAAGAGAAGGGUCUUCGACGAGACCAAUUGAACAGGGAAGACUUCAUGAAACUGUGUAUACAGUGGAGUGAAAAAAAUUCCUUAGCUAUGCGGAACCAGUUGGAUAUGCUGGGCGCUACACUUGAUUGGAAAAACUCCUAUUACACAUUAGACGAGAAAUUUUCUGCCGCCGUGACCAAGGCAUUCGUUACCUUGUAUAAUGAAGGCUUGAUUUAUCGCGAUAAGAAAGUAGUGAAUUGGUGUCCGUAUUUGCGAAGCUCACUUUCGGACCAGGAAGUUGAUCGUCUUGAAGUGCUGUCGUCUUCUAAAAUAUCUGUACCUUCACCUGAGGGAGGGAAGCGAGAUGUAGAAGUAGGAACCAUGUAUCGCAUUAGGUAUCCUUUGGACGGCGGCGACAGUUCUCUCGAAGUGGGUACGACUCGCCCAGAAACCGUCUACGCAGAUGUUGCCCUGGCGGUAAACCCUGCAGACGAACGGUAUUCUCGUUUCGUAGGAAAACUUGUGUGCCAUCCGCUUCUUCCUCAUCGAAAACUCCCUAUAGUCGCUGAUAGCAGUGUUCAGAUCGACAAGGGAACAGGUGUACUGAAGAUUACUCCCUCGCACGACAGUCUUGACUAUGAAAUAGCAUCCCGCCAUUGGGAAGAGAUCCUCGCUGUAGAUUCUACGGCUCAUGCGAGAAGUUGCAUAGAAGAAAACGGAAGGCUGAGUCCCGAAGCUUCUGAAUUUGCUGGUUUGGACCGCUUCAAUGCUCGCGUCAAGAUUAUCGAAAAACUGAGCUCGCUUGGUUUGUACGUGGGCACGAUGAAACACGCUGGUCAGAUCUCCAUAUGUAGCCGCACUGGUGACAUUGUGGAACCUCGCCUCGCGGAACAGUGGUUCAUGAAUACCGCGGAUCUUUACGAAAAAGCCGAACAAGCCGUGAGAGAAGGCAAGAUUAGAAUAACUCCAAAGUCACAAGAGCAAAAGUUAUUUGAUUGGUUUGCAAACAGGGAUCCUUGGUGCCUUAGCCGCCAGCUUGUGUGGGGACAUAGAAUCCCUGCUUAUAAAGCGGUUAGUUCGUCGUGGUUUAUUGCAAAUUCACUGGAUGAUGCACGUAAACACUUUGGGGAUAAUGCUGUAAUCACGCAAGAUCAAGACGUGCUGGACACUUGGUUUAGUUCGUCAUUAAUACCCCUUGUGGCUGCAGGAUGGCCAAAUCCUGAUUUCAAUCCAUCAGCACCUCUUCUCGACGUUAUGGAGACCGGCUGGGAUAUCCUCGGAUUCUGGGUAGCCAGGAUGAUCAUAAUGACAAUGAGUCUUUCUGGUGGGCAAGUGCCAUUUUCUCAUGUGUUGUUGCAUGGCCUGAUUCGCGAUUCAUCUGGAAGGAAAAUGAGUAAAUCUUUUGGUAAUGUCAUAGAUCCUCUUGACGUGAUUGUUGGAAUAUCUCAAGAAAAGAUGAUUGAAAGGAUUAGAGAAAGUGCACUAUCCCAGGAGGAAAUUGCCACAGCUACAUCUGACAUAUCAUCCCGUUAUCCACAAGGUAUCCCUCGUUCUGGCACGGAUGCGCUUCGUUUUGCUUUGCUUAGACAUGACUUACUAGCAUCGGAUGUUCCACUUAACAUAGCUGACUUCGCCGAUGAGGGUCUUCGUUUUUGUAAUAAAUUAUGGAAUAUGGUCGCCUACCUAGAAAGGGUUGCCGAGAAUUCUCCCACACUGAAAGAUGUUGACUCUGAUAAUGCAGCGGAUGAGUGGAUUCUUUCGCGAUUGGCUGGGACAUUACUUCAAGUAGACAACCACAUGUCGGAUCGCGCUCCUCACCUUGCUUUUGCUGUCCUUCACAAUUUCAUUCUAUCAUCUCUAUGUGACGUUUAUCUGGAGACUACAAAACGUGCCUUGUGGAACGGUGACUUAAGGAGAAUUUCCGAAAUUCGCACAAUACUAGUCCGAGUUGCUCAGCCUACGCUUGUACAACUCUCUGUUUUCAUGCCCUUUGUGGCGCAGCAUCUGUAUGAGAAGGCUUUUGGGAGGGAACCAGGCUCGAUAUACUUCGAUUUCGUCAAGCCAUCAUUCUUCCAAAUCUAUCGAAAUGAGGAGCUCGAAUCUGACAUGGAUAUGGUUCUGCGAAUCGUUAAGGUUAUACGAUCUCUUAGAUCUCAGUUGCAACUACCAUCAUCUAUGGCUUUCACUGGCGUACUCCAAUCUGAAGAUCUCUCCGCAAACUUCACAAGUCUUCUACCUACUCUCAGUGAUCUCUCAAACCUUGAAAUUCGGGAAGUAGUUCCUGCUGGUCAUACCCCUGAAGGAUUUUUGGCUUGUCCUGUGCCGGGAAGCAACGCCCGUAUAUUUUUGAAGAUUCAGGAUUCAAAUCGAGCCGAGUUCGUUAGUCGCUUAGAAAGGCUUCUGAAGAAAUCGAAAGAACGAAGUGAGCAGUUUUUCGGCAAGGCGGAAAAAUAUGAAGCCAUAGUUGCCAAGGAGAGAAAUGGCGGAAAGGUAAAGCCUCAUGUAAUUGAGAAAAACGAGAGGAAGGCACGUCAAGCUCGUAAUGUUGCUACCAGUGCAGAAGAAGAAGCAAAACGCCUUCAGCAACUGCUCGAGGAAAUGCGGUCAUGAGAAGGGGAUAAUCUUUGAAAAGUGAUUGUUUUUCACACGGGUUUUUUGAAUUACAUUAUCUAGUAUAGUGUAGGAUUGCAUGUACGCUGCGUAAUGCGAUGUAAAUCGUGCAUAAUUCAGGUUGUUUGUUAUGCUGUUUCUAGCGGACACGGAGUCCGGAUCAGUAACUUUUGAUGACUGUAAGAUGAGAC